Amoebophrya sp. A25 is the source of this 6370-nucleotide messenger RNA. NCBI's taxonomy places the organism in Eukaryota, Dinophyceae, Syndiniales, Amoebophryaceae. The record is from the annotation of a GenBank genome assembly.
AAGCCCUCAACAGGUAUAGCGAAUUCUCAAAGGAGAAGUGCAUUCCUCGAUCAUAUUGUAAGCGAAAUUUGUCAGUUUAGUGGACACGAUCUUCUAUUAUAUCGGAGUUUUUACGGUUUACGAAAAUCAGUAAGUACUAUGUAAGAGAGAGGGUACCUACGCCGCAUAAUUUCCAUAAGAAGAUUCUUCUAAAUCCAAUGUAAGUAAGUACUUCUAGCUUUAGAAGUACCACUACAAGAACGGAUAUAAUAGCUAAGAAAAUGGCUGCAUUCGGUGAUCCCAUCCAGGAUGGUGAUGAAGGCAAUGACGACGAUUUAUGUGGCAUCUGUCACGAAGUUUUGCUUGCCGCCGGCAAUCCCAAGAUCUUCCCGUUGAGGGUCUGCGGGAACUGUGGGGGAGGCGCGUGUCACAACGAUUGUGCUAGAUCAUGGGAGCAGACCUGUCAUCAGCAGCACAAAUAUCCAACUUAAGCCAUGAAAAAACCAGCGGACGAUGUUGCAUCUUCUUGCACCCGAACAAUAUCAAUGUCACGAUCCAUCUACUCCUAGACCUACACACUGCGCGUCGCUCGGAAAAAUCAGCAAGGAAAUUUGUCCCGCUUUUUCUUCGCCGUUUCUUUGUUGUUGAACUUCCAUUCAUAGCUGAGGUUCUGGUAUUCUGAGCUUGUUCAAUGUUGCUCGUGCUCCUUGUAUUGCUUGUAGUAUCAAAAUAAACGGGAGAAAGACCUAGAUCUAAUCACCCUGCGUCCAAUGCCGCCACGAGUAUCCCACCGACAGCAAGUACCUGGUCUCCAUGCAUCUCUUGCCGGUUGAAGCCACUGAAUCUCCGGAAAGCGCAUCGAACGCGCUGCUUGAAGAAGGUUCUUAAUAAUUUCUACUACAGCCAGUUCGCCCGGGCUGAUGUGUCUAUUGUUGAGCGUUCACUGACAAGUAAGUCAACUGUUCUUGGAGCCCUGUCCUCUAGAUUAGAGUGGUCAACUCAUGCCUAUAAUUUUGCGGUACUGUUGUAGUCCUCACGCUUACUUACCCGUUAUUAGGUUUAAUCUACAACUUUCUCUAAUUCUAAUUCUAAAUGAUCAAAGAAAAUGCUUAAAACCAUCAUUACUAGACCAAGAUCUCAGUGACGAUUCUGAAGAUGUGGUUAUCGAGAAGGACGAGCUGUACAGGCAAGAACGUGAUACUGCUGCAGAGGUGGAAGCGAUAAAGGCCGUGCUGGAAAAACAGACAGAGGCGCGUGUACGCUUUACAUCCAGUUAAAUAAUUCAUCGUGAAAAUGAAGACCACGACAGCUCGUGAGUAACGUCUAGAAAGAAAGUGUGGUGGAAAUCGCCGCAGGCAUGACGUAGAUGUUGUUUGAACGUGGUUUUUUACGUUGUUUUUCAGUACUACGUGCAUUGGCCCUAUCAGUAAAAUGCUGAUUAUUCUUAUUGCAGCAGAAUGCUGGUUAUUGCAGCAGAAUGCUGAUUAUUGCCACAGAGUGCUGAUUAUUGCAACAGAAGUUUCACCACUCUCAAUUCUCAUCAUAUCAGAAUGUGGCGAGAAAUGGCACGCGGGAGCGCAUAGAGGCGAAUGCUGAGGAAGAAAAAAAGAAAAAACGACUGAAGAAAGAGCACGACAGAUGUUUGUCGGCACUGCACAAAAUAGAUUCACGCACCCUCGAAGACCUCAGACGGGAGAGCGGCUUGUCGCACGACCGUUUUGCGAUUAUGGCUACCGACUCGAUAGAAGUCGUUCGUUUGUACAUUUCCUUUUGAAGCAUUAGUUUUAGGACGAGUUGUUUGUGCAGCUCACUAGGAUUAUGUUGUUGAUAAAUGAGCAGUGGAGUAAGAGUUACUUACAACUUUGAUGUUUGCCAAGAGAACAUAGCAAGCACGUGAAUCAAUGGCAUAGAUGAAUAGAUAUUAGAUUGCCCUUCUUGACUUCUAGUACUAGAUCUAAUUGGAAGGUGCAGAAAAUACGGAAUCGCUACAACGAAUAUAUGGCUGAGAAAGAUCCACAGAAGAAAUCGGAACUAGAAGCUGCCUUGUUUUUGGUGAAGGGUGAGGACAAACGCGUGCUCCCCCAGUCACGACAAAACUGGACUGAUAGGGAGAUCGAAUACGUGAAGCGGGUCUACUUCAAGGAAAUGUUCGAAGCUUCAGCAAAAAUACAGCGUGAUGCGAUUCAGAAAAUUAAGCCCAGCAGAGUGAUUCUGAUUUUUCUCACAGUACGACUUUCAAUCACAAAUUCUUGAUAGAAGCAAAUUGAAAUUUUGAUUAUGCCGCCGACGCGCUCCCGGCGUGUACACACGCCGGGCGGGCAGGGCGGAAGGGUCCUACAAAUUCUACAAACUACAUUAGAGACGUACGGCCUACCGGCGUAAUACGAAGGGCGCGGAGAUAAACGGGAUACGAUUUAAGUGAAGCAGUUACGUGCUAAACGCAUCUACGUACUACAUAUACACUGGCGGCAGCACCUUAGGAGGCUACGCGUAGCGAGCUACGCUUAGAAAGCAGGCCACGCUUAGCAGGCAGCCUAUGCUUAGCGCAUCCACAUGCCUAGCGCGCGCGAUGCUUAGCAAGCAAGCGACGCCGAUGCUUAGCAAGCAGGCAACUCUUAGCAACAGCAGGCAAGCUAUGCUUAGCAAGCAAGCCAUGCCUAGCAAGCAAGCGAGCCCGGCCUACCAAGCAGGCCCGGCUUAGCAGACCGGCUCUGCUUAGCAGGCAAGUUAUGCCUGGCGAGAAAGCUUGCUGUGUAUGCUUGGCGCGCCGCAGGCUAUGCUGAGCAUGCAAGCAAGCUACGCGAUGAAAGCAAGCGAUGCCGAGCAAGCAAGCUUCUCUGAGGCUGAGCAUGCAAGGUAAAGCUAUGCAUAGCAAGCCAGUGAUGCUCAGCAGGUGGGCUAGCAUGCCCAGCAAGCGCGCUACGCACAGCGGGCCAGCGACGCUUAGCAGGCACGCUACGCCCAGCCCAGCAAACCAGCUACCGCUACGCUCAGCAAGCCAGCCACGCUCAGCAAGCCAGCCACGCUCAGCAAGCCAGCCACGCUCAGCAAGCCAGCCACGCUCAGCAAGCCAGCCACGCCCAGCAAGCUGACUACGCUCAGCAAGCCGGCUACGCUCAGCAAGCCGGCCACGCUCAGCAAGCCGGCCACGCUCAGCAGGCCAGCUGCGCUCAGCAAGCCAGCUCCUUUCAGCGAGCCAGCUACGCCCAGCAAGCUAGCUAGUUCGCUCAGAAAGCCAUCUACGCUCAGAAAGCCAGCUACGCUCAGAAAGCCAGCUACGCUCAGAAAGCCAGCGAGCUACCCUAUGCUCAGCUAGUCAGCUACGCUCACCAAGCCAGCUACGGCCACCAAGCAGGCUACGCCUAGCCAGCUAUGCUUAGAAAGCAGGCUACACUUGGCCAGCAAGCUACGCCCAGCAGGCAGGCUAUGAAUGCCGAGCAAGCCAGCUACACCGAAGUAGCGCGUCUGCAUUGAUAACGAAACUGAUGAAGCACAUAAAUAGUUUAGGGCUUUUAGGUACUGACGCGAUAUUACUUAUCAGAAGCAGGACCAUGGAAAAGAUGCGCGCAAAAUCGCGGCACUUUUACGGCGUGAGGUGUAUACAUGUAGGCACACCUCAAGAGUACACCUGUCCCAUGAUUUACGUACAAGAUAUAUUUCGUGCGAUAUAGAUCGCAGCCGUAUGCGUCUAGCCCCUACACCUUUGCUGCGAUUUCUGCACAUCUAAAACCGCAGGGCUAUUGCUAUUUAAGCCCCAAACUCGUUAUAGUUAUAGUAUGUCAUAUGUUCCAGGGCUGAGGCUUCUUGAAGGCCCCCCGAUCAAAAGUUUUGCGGGGGGGCCUCCAGCUCCGGGCCCUUUUUCUCGUGGGACUGCUUUGCGGGAAGGCCUCCAGGCGCCCGCCUUCGCGCCUUCGCGGCUGCUUGCGUGUACCCUACAGGCGCCAAGCCCCUGAGGACGUUCAAGCGCCGACGGCCGGGGAUGGAAGGCUUCUGAAGGCGGCAAAGGUGGCAAGCGCAAGGCCUGGCUCUCUCUUGCCGUGUUGCAUGUACCCCGGGCCAGACCUCCCGUGUGCGGGCUCCUCAGUCACUGGAGGAGUUUCUUGGGGGGUGGAAGGCCUCCGAGGGCAGCAGGUGGCAAGUCUUGACCCCUUUCGCCGUGCUGUGUGUUUGUAUCCGACAGAACCCAGGCGGGCACGCCUUGCCCCCCCUCCUCCUCGCCUGCGGGUCUUCAACCCCCCAGGCGUUUGGUGGCAGGCGGCUCGCUGACGCCGCCACCAAUCGGGGGGAUGAGGGCCAAAGGGGCCAGGCUUCGCGACCGUGGCCGCCUUCGGCGGCCUUCUGCCCCUGGAGGCUGUCCCCCUAAUAGGGUCCAGGAGUCGGGGGCCCCACCCCUCUGGGGUACAUGUGGAGAACUGCCAGGGGACUGCGGCCCGCUUUUCGAGGCUUUCGCCUCCGGGAAUCCUUACAUGCUUACAUGUCACCACCGCGGAAAAAAUAAAGGGCGCGCCGACGCCCCCCCGCUCCGUCCACAGACAGGGGGGGCUCCCUCCGUGGUAUAUCAGAGUAGUUUAUAGCACGCAUGGUGCAUGGAGCGCAGAGCUUUAAGGGGCGCAAGACGCUCCCUCUUUAGCUCCAUGCUACUCCAUGUGAUCCAUGCACUCCAUGCCAUGCGAGCUGUGGAACCUUAUAAAUUGCUCGGGUAUAUACUUAUAUCAGAGUAGUUUAUAGCACGCAUGGCGCAUGGAGUUCAUGGGGCGCAGAGCUUUAAGGGGCGCAAGAAACUUCCCCAGUAGCUCCAUGCUACUCCAUGUGAUCCAUGUACUCCAUGCCAUGCGAGCUGUGAAACCAUACAAAUUGCUCUGUGUAUUAAUUUAUAAGAACAUGACGAAAGCCAAAGAGCAAACCGCUAUUCCUACAGAUGUAACGUUCAACUUCUUCUAAUGCCUGAAAGCGACGCGACUUCUUUAAGGAAAACGCGAAGAAAGAAAGAGAGGAGAGUGCGAAGGAGAAAAAAAGAAUAGCCGAAGCCAAUGCGGCAUUUCAACAGGGACGAGACGAGGUGAAUAAGCUCAAGUACGAGCUACAGCAGUUACGCCUUCAACUUCAAGUUGCCGAAGCAAACGAGGACGAAAAAUCCGGCCACCAAGGAGAAGGAAUUUCGUGGAGCAGCGUGCAGGAAGAGGCCGCGGAGCGACUGGUUGCAGUACCUAUAGAUCAGCUGGGGGUCAUACCCGCAUCGCAGUCUUCGCCACGCCGCAGAAGCUCCUCCCAGACACUACACCAGGUGACAUGGGACUCUGGAGCUGGACGGGGAGCCGGAGGGUUUGCCCAGAGAAUAACGCUAAAUUUUGGUGGUGGUCUCAAGAAAGAAAAUCAAAUGAGCAGCUCAUCUACUUGUAAAAGUAGAAAUAAUGAUCUUCUGAACAAAACAAGGGUCCUCGGGGGAGCAGCGACUGGAGCAAGUUCUUCUACUUCCCAUCUUCAGCUUGCACACAAAGUAUCGUCGUCAUUUACGAGCUCCAAACUGAAAGACACCAGAUCCGCAGUUGCCGCAGGUUCUCCUGCUGCAACAACAACAGCACAGAAGACAUUUAACUCCGCGACUUCAAUUUCAGCAGCAGCCGGCUCAUCUGGUGCAAAUCUCGGUGUGCCCGUGAGCAAGGCUCUCAUCUCUUCCGCGGUGGUUGGGCUAAAUCCAACUUCGACGAUGAAAAGUGUUGAGAGAAUACAGAACGCGGAACUACAAGAGAAAGGGAGCGCAGCAACCCGGGUAGCAGGUGGAGUACAACUAGGUAAACAAAAAGGUGCGGGAGCGAAGCCGGGAGGAAAGGGUAGGCGAAAGCGAGCCGAGAAGGAGUCAGACAGUGACGAGGACAAACGCCAGGCCCAGAGGCGAAGGCUCGAUCUCGGUAAUAAUAGUGCAGCAGCGCUCGAAAAAAACCGCUCCGAAUUCGCGGGACGCAGAGCACCCCGUAACGAGCCAACCUACGCUAGGACGCAGUACAACUGAAAAGUAUAAGAUGAAAAGCGGGUCAGUCUGCUCCUUGUUCCCAAUCCUUGAUCAGAUGAAUGAUGAUGCUCGAACAAUAUUGUCCUCUCUGCGUAUCUCUCUAAUUGUCGUGAUUUCCGGCUGUGGUAGUAGUUUUGAUUCCUCCACGGCCCACUUCGAUAUGUCGCCCCCGUCUUGCAUCAGUUUAAGUAGGAUGGACCGUCAUGAUCCCCAUUGCCAUUCCUGGCGCAUAUAUCCGCCAGAAUAUGAAACAUCCACGACCAUGUGAAUUUUCAUCCGACAACUUUUGAUGCGUCACGCAAUGUCAUAAUUUGCGCUCAUCACAGUAUCCCAAAUGAAAAACAAAAAUAUCGUUGGAGGUUUUCUUCCACUAUUUUUUGG